Podarcis lilfordi (Lilford's wall lizard) is the source of this 34986-nucleotide messenger RNA. Lineage: Eukaryota; Metazoa; Chordata; Lepidosauria; Squamata; Lacertidae. The record is from the annotation of a GenBank genome assembly.
AUGGGGGUUCCCGUGCCUGGAGAGAACGGCCUCUUGGGCGCUUUCUGGAAGAGGCUGCGGCGCACCUGCAGACCCGGCGGCGGCGGCGGCGGCCCGGGAGGCAGCGGCGGGCGGCGGAGCGCCGACGAGAUACACCUGCUGCAACAGAAGAAGUAAGUGAGCGCGGGCGGCGGGCGACCUGCAGUCGAUAUUCCUGCCUAGCAAGGGAGGGAAGGGGCGGCCGGGGCCGCUGCAUCGCCUCGGAAGAAACGCGAAGGAAUGCAGGAACCCCUUUCCCGGGCGCAGCUAAGUUGGCGCCCUGCAACUAGAAAGCUAGCGCAGCAGGACAUGGGGAGGGCUGCGACAUGUUUAAGGCAUUCGAGUGGUGUUUGUUUGCUGUACCUCCCUCAGGAUUCUGCCGUCGCGUUUUGCAUUUUGGAAAUAGACUGCACUUCUAAGGGGGCAUGUGAAUUGCAAUGGCAUGUUUCUCUUCCUCCCCAAAGCUUUCACCACAGAGGUGGCUGUCCUUCCCUUGGUACUUGGGGAGGCUGCAUCCCUGGGAGCAAAUGGGAAGUAUCUGUCUCCCCCAGUGCAAAUCGGUGUGGGGUGUCUGGUCCAGAGAGGAACGCAGCAGGUUUAAAACCCAUUUCCCCACAUGUCCCAGUCUGGGUUGCACCUUGCAUGUGCCUUUUACGUUCUGUGUAAAUGCCGUUGAGACUAGGGUUUGUAUCAGUCUGGUUUUGCUCUUCUCCCCUCUUCAGGAAAAAGUGUGUGUGUGUAUUGAAGGAAUGUAUUUCUAGAUACAGAUAGCCCUCUUGGAUAAAGAAUUAAUGAUUAAAUGGCAAAAACAAGAAAAGAAGAAAGAGACAAUCCCGUUCAUUUUAAUACCAUUUUUAAAAAAAAUAUUUCAUAAAAUUAAUACACCGCUUAGAAUCAUGGAAUUGUGGAGUUGGAAUGCACCAGAAGGGCCAUCUAGUCCAACCCACUGCAAUGCAGGAAUCUUUGUGCCCAACGUGGGGAUUAAGAGAGAUUAAGAUUCUCACGCUCUACUGACCGAGCUGUUUUGCUAGCUUGAUGGUAAAAAAACCACAUCAAAGUAGUUUACAAAAAGAAUGAAGCGAUAAAAUUUGGUAAAACCAGUUAAGAACAACUACUUAAACGUUUUAAAAUUAAAAAUGGCAAUCGAAACACAUCAACAUUCUAGAUAUCUGGGUAGGCUGGUCUAAACAGAAAUGUUUUUAGUACCCAUAACAUUGUGGAUACAUUCAUACUUCAUACUAACCAUAUUCAUAUUAUCAAUUAUCAGCACAAAUAUAAUGAUAAUGCACAUUUCCCAAAGUCUGAUAGACUCACAGAAUUGUGGAGUUGGAAAGGGACCAUGAGUGUCAUCCAACAAACUCCUUGCAGUGCAGGAAUCAUUUGCCCAACACGGGGCUCAAAACCAUGACACUGAGAUUUAGUGUCUCAUGUUGUACUGACUGAGCUAUCCCAGGGGAUAAUAAAUUGACCUAAUUUUUGCCAUGUACCAUACGUAGUAUUUGGACCCACUUAAUAAACUUCAUUUAAUAGAAUCUGUUGUAUUGCAUUGAAUACAUAGGGUAUUGAGUUGGGCAGAGACACAGGUGUUCUUGACAAAUAGUUAUUGUUGGGGGGGGGGGGAAUCUGAAGAUUCCCGUCCCCUUACAGUCCUCCCUUGUCUGGCCUCAGGAGAAAAGCAGUGCUUCACAGAUUAUACUGCACAGCAUUCCUUAGAUGGAAGUCAGCUCACUCAUGUACUUGUAACACAAUCAGUUCUCACACCAAAUAUAACUGCCUGAGGGGUUUUGUUUUUUGUGUCUCCUGUGCAUUGCCUGAGGUCCUUAAUCUCCUGUGCAUUGCAGUCAUUUGCUGGCUGGCACUGGCUUCUGGAAGAGGCUGCAUCACUGCACCGAUCAUAACAGUUUCUCUUUGAAAACAACAACUUAAUGACCUAAGAAAGUUUGCUCUUACAAGAGAUCUGGUUGUGCUUGUUACAGAAGAGCUGUUUCCAACUCAAAACACAUUUUACUCUCUGGAUAACAAGUUAUGGGUUGGUGGAAAGGAUGCAGCACUUUCACGUUGCCUCUAUGUAUGUGUGGAAGCUGCAUUUUCAUGUACUAGCAUCAAUAUGUGUUUGCGCCUACUUUGGAGGUUUAACUUCUAAAGAGCUGGCGGGAGAGGACAGAAGCAUGGCAAUUCUUUCAAUAUAGAGUGAUAAAGUUUUGGAAAUGCAUUCCCUCAAAUCACUCCAAAAGGCAAAAUAGAGACAAUAAUUUACUGGGAACAGCUAUCAGAAAAUCAGAGAAUGCCCUAAUCAAUAGGGGCAACUAGAACAUGUCUAUUUUUCCUGCCUAUUUUUUUUAAAGAGGCUGAGCGUUUAACAGAACCCGCUUCUCUUUCAUCCCCCUUCAAAUUAGUUAUGUCUCAUUCAUACAGUAAUUUCUUUACCCAACCAAGGGUGACCCGAGACUAUGUUUGCACCUGAGACAGAAUAUCCAAAUGCAAACCACCUCAAUCCAGCAAUAUGCACCUGAUCAAAACAUAUGUGUGUUGUUCCGAGUAGGUAUGCAGUUAUUCAAGAUGUUUCCUCUCAAGCAUCUUCGUUGAUCUGUUUUGGUACUCAUAAACCAUUCUGUUUUAUCAAAGUGUAAGGACCACACAUCCUCAAGGUGUCCUGAAAACUUGUUUGUAAAGAAGACUUGAUUAUUAAUUCAAUAGCUGUCCGUCUCAUGCUGAUGAAAAUUGAUUGCCUGAGGUUGCUUUUCACACCUUCCUAAAAGGUUUUCAUCAUCAUGUUUCAAUAGGCCAAAGAGACAUCAGCUUAAUGGGGAAGGAUGGGAUGUAGAUGUUGCUGGUUUUGUUCAGGACUGUGCAAAAUAUGAACUGAUACUUCGCAGUGAUGCCAGAGAUUUCCUGUAAGAAAAUGGUGAACAGCCUUGGCCUUCCUGUGAGAGUGUUUUUGCUUCCAAUGCUAAGAGUGCAUUUCUUAAGGGCAUUUUCAAAGGCAAAGGCAGACCUAUCAUGAGGCAAGCUGAAGAGGCUGUGUCAGGUUUUGGGUGUUAUUAAGAGCAGUUGAGUUGGAGAUAAAUAGGUUUAGCUCAUUACUAGGCUAUUCUAUUGCACAGCCUGUGCUCAUUUCCAUGAGGCUUUUGCAGGAGUACUGCCCACUGUAUUGCACUCUCUUGAGUUACUGAAGGCUUGGAGUGCCAUUUUGAGUAAACUCCUCUUUAGGGAUGAAAAUGGCUUGGUCUGGUCCUGUUCACAAGUGACACUAAAAGCACCUUGAUGGCUUAUUUUAUGCCUUGAUGAGUGAAUGUUCUUAACACAAAGAUUUCAGCUAAGUUAUUUUAGAACCUGAACUUAAUGCCACCCCCCAAUAGCUCCACAUAUUGCCUGUAUUGACUCAAAAGCCGAGAGUGGUAUAGCAAUGGAGAUAUUGCAAGAAAGUGAAAUGUACUCCUUAGAAAUAUUACUUCAUCUGAAUCACUCUAGAGAAAAAUCUGAAGACCAUUCCCAAUCAACAUGAGUGCCAGGGGAGGAGAGAUUGUUAUUAGCAUCUUGGGUAUCUGUUUCCCCAGAUGUGCCUGGAAUUGUGUUCUGCCAGAGACAGGAUACAGGACUGAAGUAGUUUGAACCAGCAAGGAGGUUAUUGUGCUCUCUAUUUUUUGUGCUUGAGCUGUAGUAUUGAAACCUAUGAUGUAAGUACAUACAUACAGUCUUUAUUUCGGUCCAAAGAACCACAAAAACAUUUUCAAAAGCAUAAUAAAACAGAAAUACAGGGAAAGGAUUCCAAGGCAGUCACUAUGUUUUAUCCAGAGCAUGUAGGUUUCUAUUUCUUAUUACUUUUGAGAGGAAUUUAGCCACUGCCAGGGUAGUAUAAUUUGACAUAUCUCCAAGGAGGUACUUAAGGUAGAAGAUUUCGGAUUUUCCAGUUAAGUUUACCAAUAGGGGUUUAAUUAAUUGAUCCCUGGCUUGUUUGAACUGCUCACAGUGUAGUAGGAUAUGCUUCAUAGAGUCAAGACCCUGAGAGCAUAAGCAGAUAAGGGAUACCAGACAGUCUGCUGUUUAGUAUUUCUGAUGGAAAUACAUUUAGUCUGGCUUUGGUGAACAAUUGGCGGUAGUUAGGUACAGACAGGGACGCGGGUGGUGCUGUGGGUUAAACCACAGAGCCUAGGACUUGCAGAUCAGAAGGUCAGCGGUUUGAAUCCCCGCGACGGGGUGAGCUCCCGUUGCUUGGUUCCUGCUCCUGCCAACCUAGCAGUUUGAAAGCACAUCAAAGUGCAAGUAGAUAAAUAGGUACCACUCUGGCAGGAAGGUAAGCGGCGUUUCCGUGCGCUGCUCUGGUUCACCAGAAGCGGCUUAGUCAUGCUGGCCACAUGACCCGGAAGCUGUACGCCAGCUCCCUCAGCCAAUAAAGCGAGAUGAGCACCGCAACCUCAGAGUUGGUCACGACUGGACCUAAUGGUCAGGGGUCCCUUUACCUUUACCUAGGUACAGACAGAUAAAUGAAAUACAAUGGUAACUGAAAAUCAUGGCUAUAGCAGAUUCCAGAUGCAAAUGGUCCACAGGUUACAUAAGAUCUAGAGUGAAUAUUGCUGUAUGAAAUAUCCCAUAACCUCUUCCUCAGGGAUUUAAGGGAAAUAUUGUAGCCCAGAUGAUGUAAAAAGGAUGGUGAAAGACCAACUGAGGAGGCUUUGUGGGCCAUAGUUUUUGACCAUGAGCUGAUAGACUCCUCAUUUAGAUGAAAAAACAAUCCCUUCCCCAGGCCAAAUACUGAGAUCUUUAGCCAGUAUUUCAAGGCAACCCACCACGCUUUGGUGGAAAGUGGGCAGUCACCUGUUUCCAACAAUAGAAUUGAAUUAGGGACACAGUUUGGAACCUGAAGUAGGGACCGAAGGAACUUAGCCUGGAACCCAUCUAACUUAGGAAACAGACCAUUGUACCAGACGUCUGAAGCAUAAAGGAGUUGGGAAACAGAUUUCGCUUUAAAGGCCCUUAUGGCUGAUGGAACAUAGAGACCACCUUUUGUGAAAAAUAAAUGGAGUAUAGCAAGUUUGCUCAUCUCCGCCUUCUGACAGAUAAUCUGCCAGUGGCAAUUCCAGGACUUUGUGUGGUGAAACAACAGCCCUAGGUACUGGAAGCAUUUAGUCAGCUCUAGAUUGUGGCCAUUUGCAAGGAGAAUAUCUUUUCUCAAAAAUGAAACUUUUUGAUUUCUCAUAGUUGAUGGAUAACCUGUUUACAGAACAGUAAUCUGAGAACUUCAUUUGCUGGUAUUUCAAAUCAGGUCUGGAACAAGAGAGGAUGGCCGCAUCAUCUACAUAUAGCAAAAGAGGGGUCUUUCUGGUACCUCUUUUUUGGGAGAUGACCAUCUAGGUUCAUUAGACUAAAUCAUUUAGGAAAAGGCUGUGGGCGCAAAAAUACAGCCCUGUCAUCCUCCCCUAGCCAUCUCAAUACAACCUGAAAGUUGGUCCUGCAACCCACAUCUAACCUGCAAUUUGCUAUCACUGUACAGAGCUUUAAUAAGGAAGAAGAGUCAACGAUGCAACUUAUUUUUGCUUACAGGGUGGUGAUGCCUAUAAUAUUCUGUACCUCUUCAGUUUGCAGCUUGAUUCCAACCAUGUCAGCUCAGAAGUAAGUCUCACUCCAUUCAAGGAGACUUAUUCCUGAUCAUUAUUUACGGCUGCUGUUUCUAUGCAGGAUAUACCGUAUUUUUCACUUUAUAAGAUGCACCAGACUUUAAGAUGCACCUAGUUUUUGGAGGAGGAAAACAAGAAAAAAUAUAUUCUGUGCAGCGAUCCCUCUUGCUGUUCUGGCUUCUGGGAUAGCUGCGGGAAGCCUCUUCAGGGCAGGGGGAGCGUUCCUCCUGCUGCCCUGAAGAGACUUCGUGUGGCUAUCCCAGAAGCCAGAACAGCAAGAGGGAUUGCUGCGCAGCGAUCCCUCUUGCUGUUGUGGCUUCUGGGAUAGCUGCGCAGCCUGCAUUUGCUCCAUAAGACGCACACACAUUUCCCCUUACUUUUUAGGAGGGAAAAAGUGAGUCUUAUAGAGCAAAUUGUUUGUAAUAGAAGUCUGUGGAUGUUUAAAACAGUGUGACAUAAGUCUAAUACAGUGGUACCUCCGGUUGCGGACGGGAUCUGUUCCGGAGCUCCGGUUGGAUCCUGGGGUUUUCACAACCGGAUGUGCCUGUUCUGCGCAUGCACGCAGUGCAGUAGAGAGCUUCUGUGCAUGCGCACGGUAAAUCCCGGAAAAAUACUUCUGGGUUUGCUGCGUGCGUAUCCCAAAGGAUCCGUAACCAGAGGUGCACGUAAGUAGAGGUAAAGGUAAAGGACCCCUGACAGUUAAGUCCAGUCGCGAACGACUCUGGGGUUGUGGUGCUCAUUGUGCUUUACUAACCGAGGGAGCCAACGUUUGUCCGCAGACAGUUUUCCCGGGUCAUGUGGCCAGUGUGACUAAGCCGCUUCUGGUUAAACCAGAGCAGCGCCCACUGUAUAAUUAAAUGGCAGGAUGAUAAGUUAGUAGAAUGGUCUGUAUCCAUUUAUAUUGUAUGUGGGGGGAUACCAAUUUUGAAUACACCCCUCCCCCCCCAAAAAAACCCUACCUCCCUGCAAACAGCAGUCUAGCAGCAGAGUGAGAGAUACUAGCCGAGAUCUUGCCUGUUUGUGCUGGUUUUUUAUUUCCAGGAAAUUUGAAAAACAGGGGAGGUUUAAAAAAAUGUCAUUCCUCCACUUGUAGGCUCAAGUGAUAAGGCCCAUCCUAUCACCCCAGAAUUCUUUCACCCCAUUCUGCUGCAUGUGUUGACCAGACUAAAGACAUGAAACUAUUAAAUUAAAUUUAUAUAGUAUGUGCUGGAAUGUGGGUUGCGUGGCUGGGAGUUCGGAAUAAGCUCCCCAACACAAAGCCAAGAGCAGUCAAUUCCAUACAUGUAGCAAUAAAAAAAUCAUUGCGCUCCUCAAAGUCUUAUUCUCAGUUGCCUAUCUUGGCAAUGCCACGUAUUUGUGUUAGUUUACAAGGAUUUGGGGUGUGGUUGGUUCUCUUUAGUCUCACCCAUAUCUAUUUUUUUUUCCAUUUGAAGAGUUUACAAAGCAAUUAAAAUAAAGAUCCCUGUGAUUUUUGUAAGCACAAAACCAACUGUUUUAUGCUUUAGAGCAGGGUCAUCCUGGUGAUUUACAAAGGGAUAGGGAGAACCUUUCAUCUGUAAGCCGAUGAAUACAGUUUAUCUCCCAUUGUUAAUUAGAAGUGGAUAAAAACUGGUGACUGCUCUUGGUAAUGCACGGUAGGUGUUUAUUUUGUGGUAGCCUUUUGUCUGUGAAAGCAGGGGAAGGUAAAUUAACAUUGCUCAGUGGACAAGAGCUAUGGACUUGAAAAUACUGCAAUCAUGAAUUAGCUGGUUCGGUUCACACGUAACACUAGCCCAAACCCCUACUUAGCAUGCAAAUGUGUGGGAUACCCAGAGAGGAGACCAUGGCUGCUUUGUUCCUCCCUGAUGGUCUUGUUGCUGUGCUGUGCUAAGCUGUUGUUUGGCUUAGUUUGUCAUCCAGACCUGGGCUCACGGCUUAACUCUCUCUUCUGACAAAGCAAGCUGUAACCAAGGGUCUGGUUCUGUGGUUUGCAACUGAUGGCUUACCUAGAUGAGUGAAACUUCAAGCCUGGGUUCCUGACUCCCAUCAGCACCAACCAGUACAGCCAGUGGGAGCUUGGGAAUCCCAACAAGUUCUGGAGAGCCACAGGUUCAUCAGUUCCUGUUCUAAGUGAUCUCCAGGGCCAAGACUGACCUCUUCCACCUUCAGUUUUCAAGAUGUAUUUAUUGUUCCUCCCAGUUACUCUCUCCCAUGUGAAAGGCAUGUGCCUGGUUCACAUGACUUGCGUGAGAGUGCGGACAUGUGGAGAGGAGCUUGCAACCACUUUGCUCCUCUCCAAACCUUUUCACUGCUAUGCUGCUCCCAGCUAAACCAAGGUUUGGCUUAGUGUGUCCCGUAAACCAAUCCACUGAGUCUGGAAGAACAGUGCUGGCGAAAGGCAGUUAAUUUUAGAAUGAGGGAGAAAUUAGCCGUAUUCUGGCAACCACCAUGCAUUUCCACAGUACAGACUCACAAACACAGGCCCAGCUCACCAUGUCUGAGAAAAUAAAAAGUCAAGCAUAUAUCUGAACCCAGGCUUGUGGUUUAUCCCACUCCAGGCAAAUGACAAGCUUCAGCCAAGGUUUAAUCUAGGCCAGGCAUCCGCAUCCUGCAGCCCUCUAGAUGUUUUGGCCUACAACUCCCAUGAUACCUAUCUAACAGGACCAGUGGUCAGGGAUGAUGGGAAUUGUAGUCCAAAACAUCUGGAAGUCCAAAGGUUGCGGAUGCCUGAUCUAGGCUUACCUCUCAUGGUUUAUCUGGGAGAGACAAAACCCAAGCCCACUGCUUGGGUUCCAUGGCAGGAGCCCAUCUAUGGAAUGUCAUCUUUUAAGGAAGACCCAACGAUCGCAGAGUUUCAGCCCACAAAUGAAUCAUCGCUAGUUCUGUGUGUCAUGUUAUCUUCGGCUCACAGGUUUCCUUAUGGGAAAGCAGGCCUUACGGGAGAUCUAAACAGCCAAAACUUGCAGUUUAGGGACAACCCUGGUUUCUCAAAUGUCCCCAAAGACUGCUUAUCCUGCAGGCAUUUCAAAAGCACCGUGAAAGUGAAUAAAUAGGUCAAUGAUUAUUAGCAUCGCCAUAAAACCUGAAAUAAAUAAAUAAAUGCCAUUGUAUUGAUGAGUUACUAAUUACAGAAACUGACAAGGGUUCCUGUUUGAUGGCCAGCACCUUGCUGACUGGCAAAAAUUCCUCUCCUCUUUCCCAGGGACACUCUCCAACCAGAAUCACGUUGCUCCAGUUAGGUUUUUCAUUCCAGACUGAAGCAGAAGGGUCUGCUCUGAGGCUUGCCUACUGGUUUACUUGUCCAGAAUAAACCUGAAGCCGGAACCGCUUCAUGUAGCAUUUUGCAAAUAGCUCUAGGAGAUAACCUGGUUUCGAACUACGUGUUAUUUGGACAACUACAUAUCGAGACACAGGGCUGCCGCUGAAGAUGGCAUCUCCGCAUUGAGUUGUCUUCUGAAAUGUGUAGUAGCAACACUUAACUUUGUUGCCGAUUCUCCUGCUUCCCAACAUGAGCUGCCAUUUAUAGGGGCACAGAAACACACCGGAUGAUGUAGGAGGAUGCAGAUACCCUAUUCCUGAACAGAAGGGAGAUGCUUGAAAACUCUCUUAAAGUAAAUAAAUGAACAAAGAAACCACAGAGCAUCACCAGGCUCUGCCUUCCAAGACUUGGGGAACUUAGACGUUCCUUUUUCUGUACUGGCAAAGUGCAAUUUAUUUAUUUAUUUUGCUUUCUUGGUGGAAGAAACUGGUGUGGGCUUCAUGUUAACAACACAUCUGCUACCCCACUGUCAGGUUGUAGGUGCGGCUUAGAGAGCCAUAACUGCACUGCUUGCCUAUGAUGUCGAAAGUUUGUUUUUUGCUUUUCUGAUUUGUUUCACUUGGCUAUUGGCAUUUGCAGACAAGUGAUUUUAAUUACUCCAGGAAGAGUGCUACGUUGUAUAAUAAAAUCCUGGUUUACAGUUAUUUAUAUGAUGGUGCCAAAGAGUUUGUCUGGUCAGGUGCCAGGAAACUCAACAAGGAGCCAGCUGAUGCUUUUGAAUAUGCAGAGCAAGUCUUCCCUCAGUAUAUGUGGAAACUUUAAGAUGGAACAUCCCAAUAGUUACUGUGUUGGUUCUGUUAUGAACUGCAGAGCUUCUAACUCCACUGUUGACUUGGGGUCCUGGUUAUUUUAACUGAGACACAAUUCCCUCACCGUACCCCUAUCAAGUAGUUGCUUAAAAAUAAUAAUAAAAAAGGUAUUUGUUAUGAACUAUGAUCCUUCAGGGUUGUGUCUUGUCUACUUUCCACUAAUCCAAGUAAUCCCUGUGAUUUCCUCAAGAUUUAAAAUAAUAAUAAUGCUUAUUAUUAGUGAUGUACCCCCAAAACAAGGUGUGGCACGACACAAGUUAUGAUACAAGCCCUGCCCAGUGGGCUAUCAGUCUAUUUAUUCAACAAAGAAUGAAAUACCUAAAUACACAAUAUUCGAGCUACAAUAGUAAAUACUCCUGGAGGUUAGACCAAUUAUCUGUUUAAAUGUUUAUACUCCUAAAUUAAUAAAUCAUAAAGUUGGAACAGAUUUGCAUAAAUUUAGAACCAGAUCAGAGGUUUUGUUGGUGUGUGGAUUUUAAUGCAUUGAUGGGUAGAAAUAACGAACAAUGAACAAAUGCAGUCCUUUAGACAAUGAUGAUGCAAAUAUUCUGGACAUACAGUAUAUUCACAGGAUAAGGUUAUUAACAAAUAUGAGCAAAUUCUCUGUUCUGUGAUAUGCACACAUCUGUUACAUUGCCAAUGUGGGGGGCUUCUGGGUAAAAAAACCCUCUUGUUUAUCUCCAGAUGGGGGUGGUGUAGUUGAUUCUAUCUUUGUUUCAUGUAACAUAAUUUACAUGUAAAAAAUAUUUUUGUUGUAAGUACUCUGAGGUAUGUAUUUUAAUACAUACUAGGAAUGUAUAUUUUCCCUCAAAAUAAUAUUUAAAUGCCCCUCCCUUGAAUAUUCUAUUUAAAUGCAUAUUUUGCUAAGUUUGAAUAACCAUGAAUUGCAUUGCAACAUUCAGCAUAACACGAAACUUGGAAUUUACCUUUUCUAAAGCCAUAUAACGCCGAAGCUGAUAAGAUUUUCCUAGAUUUCUUUUUUACUGUGAAUUUCCUGUAUCCAAACCCAGUCACUGUCCUUUACAAUGCUAUUGAUGGAAAGCAAACACUAGUUAUGUUGUUUUCUUGGAUUUAUUAUCUAUACUGAUGCAGAAACUGUUGUAGCAACGGUUGUAGCAUUCUGUUGCAACAAACCCUUCAAAGACUUUUUGGGAAAGUGAAAACGAGGAUCACUUACUAUUUUCUUUUUCUUUUCUCUUGCCUUGUAAAAGAAUUGUACUUUUGUGCCUUUCUUUGCCGCGAUCGUUUUGUUGACUGGAAGAAAAAUAGAUGGUCAUAGAAUUGUAGAGUUGGAAGGGACCCUGAGGCUCACCUAGUCUAACCCCCUGCAAUGCAGGAAUAUGCAGCUGUCCUAUAAUGGAAUCAAACCUGAGACCUUGGUGUUAUCAGCACCAUGGUCUAACCAAGUGAGCUAUCCACAAGUACUCAUGCAUCACCUUCAACAGACUUUCCCAAACAGUGGUCCACAGACCACCAGUGAUCUGAGAGCUUCAUUCAGGUGGUCUUUGGCAUGUCUGUAAAAACAAACAAACCCAACAACCAUUAAAAAUCAUGCAGCAUCUAGCACGGUGCAUUUCAAUUAUUACAACAGGCAGAAAAAUCAUGAAGUGGCCCACUAAGACCCUUAAGGGAUGCAGGUGGCGCUGUGGGUUAAACCACAGAGCCUAGGACUUGCCGAUCAGAAGGUUGGCGGUUCGAAUCCCCGCGAUGGGGUGAGCUCCCGUUGCUUGGUCCCUGCUCCUGCCAACCUAGAGGUUCGAAAGUACGUCAAAGUGCAAGUAGAUAAAUAGGUACCACUCUGGUGGGAAGGUAAACGGCAUUUCUGUGCGCUGCUCUGGUUCACCAGAAGCAGCUUAGUCCUGCUGGCCACAUGGCCCGGAAGCUGUAUGCCGGCUCCCUCGGCCAAUAAAGUGAGAUGAGUGCAGCAACCCCAGAGUCGGUCACGACUGGACCUAAUGGUCAGGGGUCCCUUUACCUUUUUAAGACCCUCAGCAAUUUUCUGUGGGGGAAAUUUUGGGACUACUUCCUAUCACACCAACUAUGUAUAUAAGCAUUUACUUGGCCGUCAUUUAAAUCACAGAGAGCAUUUAAUUAACGGUCAAGGCAAAUCUAAGGAACAAGAGUUUAUUGAAAUGGUGUCCAUGGCUCAGAAUGGCGAGUUAUGAAAUUCCCGCUAUGUUACAAAAAAAAAUAGGCUUAUUCCCAAGUUGUGUGCAUAGGAUUGCAAGCAAUGACUUGCUCAGUGCUACAAAGGGAUUUCAGCUGCUCUAGUGGCUAAGAGACUGAGAGGAAGUUAGGGGGCUACAUCCUCCCCUUGCCCUCAUGAGAUCAUUAAAUGGUCUUAGUCAAACCACUCAUGUAAUAUGAGGGUGAUAAUAAUACUAUAAUGCCACAGGGUUGCCUUAAAGGUCACUGUGAGAUAAUGUACGCAAAACACUCCAUCUGAAAGUGCUGUUUAAGAUGAUAAAUGUUAUUACUUGGAAACGGCUUGCAUUUAAAGGGAAGUGCUUUGUUCAUCACCAUAAUACAUUUGGGGAAAGGUCUGAGGGAGACCAGACCAGCUCUGUCUAGUCAUUAAAGGUAAAGGUAAAGGACCCCUGACAGCUAAGUCCAGUCGUGGACGACUCUGGGGUUGCGGCGCUCAUCUGGCUUUACAGGCCGAGGGAGCUGGUGUUUGUCCACAGACAGUUUUUCCGGGUCAUGUGGCCAGCAGGACUAAGCUGCUUCUGGCUAAACCAGAGCAGCACACGAAAACGCCGUUUACCUUCCUGCCGGACCGGUACCUAUUUAUCCACUUGCACUUUUUGGCAUGCUUUCAAACUGCUAGGUUGGCAGGAGCAGGGACCGAGCAAUGGGAGCUCACCCCGUCACAGGGAUUUGAACCACCGUACUUCUGAUCGGCAAGCCCAAGAGGCUCAGUGGUUUAGACCACAGCACCACAAGAGGCCAUAACACCCAUGAUUUUGGUAUGUGUAUGCUUCAUUUAUUUAUUAUACAGAAAGCAGAAUGGCCAUAAACUAUUAACUUUCAGGGCUUCUCUAAUACAUCGCCGAAGAAUUGAUGCUUUUGAAUUAUGGUGCUGGAGGAGACUCUUGAGAGUCCCAUGGACUGCAAGAAGAUCAAACGUAUCCAUUCUUAAGGAAAUCAGCCCUGAGUGCUCACUGGAAGGACAGAUCGUGAAGCUGAGGCUCCAAUACUUUGGCCACCUCAUGAGAAGAGAAGACUCCCUGGAAAAGACCCUGAUGUUGGGAAAGAUGGAGGGCACAAGGAGAAGGGGACGACAGAGAAUGAGAUGGUUGGAUGGUGUUCUUGAAGCUACCAGCAUGAGUUUGGCCAAACUGAGGGAGGCAGUGGAGGACAGAAGUGCCUGGCGUGCUCUGGUCCAUGGGGUCACGAAGAGUCGGACACAACUAAACGACUAAACAACAAAUACAGUGGUACCUUGGUUCUGAAACUUAAUCCGUUCCAGAAGUCUGUUCCAAAACCAAAGUGUUCCAAAACCAAGGUGUGCUUUCCCAUAGAAAGUAAUGCAAAACGGAUUAAUCCAUUCCAGACUUUUAAAAACACCCCUAAAACAGCAAUUUAACAUGAAUUUUACUAUCUAACGAGACUAUCGAUCCAUAAAAUAAAAGCAAUAAUCAAUGUACUGUACUAUAAAAUAAAUAAAACAGCAUUGUAGAUGAUAAAAAUUAAAAUUAUUAUUUUUUCUUACCUGUACUGAUGAUAGUCAUUGUUUGGGUGGGGUAUCGAUUUCCGCAGUCACAUAAUCAGUCAGUCAGUAGCUGAACUGGGAUCCGCACAGUCACAAAAACAAAUUAACUGAAAAAGCCUCAGAACAAAAAACGCAAAAUAAAUAGCAAAAACAAAAGCACCAAAUAUAAGCUCUAAAAUAUCACCUUAGAACAUUGCAAUUGGAAACAGAAGGCUUGAAUUACAAUGGGGGGGUGCAAAUUAGCAGUGCAACAGGAAACACAGGGGGGCUCAAAACGGAGCACGUUUGGCUUCCGAAAAAAGUUAGAAAACCGGAACACCUAUUUCUGGUUUUGCAGCAUUCGGGUUCCAAGUUGUUCGUGAACUAAGCUGUUCAAAAACCGAGGUACCACUGUAUCCUCAGGGUGUUGGAACCCCUAGGAAUGGACGCUGAUUAUGUUUGCUCACUUCCCCCCUGUUGUUUGUAUGUAAACCUUUAACACUGCAUAAAUAAAAGGUUUGUAGUUCUUGUUACAGGAAGGUGGAUCCCUCUCUCUUGUAGUGGGGUGAGGCAGGGGUUUCUCUGAUCUUCCUCCAACCCCCUCCAUAGCCAUUCCACGGGUUUAAAGGUCUUGAUCUUGUUGACAGUCCUUGACCCUCUUCUGCUGAGAUUUUAAAGCCAGUUAGAGCCAGUUGCCUGAUAUACGUGCAUUUGCUUCUUGUGGAACUGUAUGGCAUGAGGAUGGCUGGCUGGUGGAAUUCCUCCCAAGUUGCAUAAACUCAUGAAGACUUUUGUUCCUUGCAUUUGGAAUCAGAAAAAGAAAGCCUGGGGAAGUAUGUUCAAUAGCAGAGUAGUUAUAAUUCCAUCAGGGUAAAGGUCACCCUAUUGCUGCUUAUAUAAAGCAGCUACUAAAUUGUAAUGCAUAUCACAAUGACUGACCACACAACUGCUGAAAAAAAAUGACUCUUGGAGCAUAACAACCCCGGUUAGGUGCAUUUGAGGUUUUCCUUAUUUUGACAAACUAGGCCAAUGAAAGCCAACCCCAUAAUACUUUUACUAGUUUCUAGAGUGCUGAGUUUGUGGCAAAAGACUAAUUGCAGCCAUAAAACCCUGUUGAAUCUGCAUCUUUCUUCUGCCUCUGUACUGCCCCUGUGUGGCCUAGGAUAAAUACUGCAGAAGCUGAUAAGACUCUUCAUUUGCCAUAUGGAUUGUUGUUUUUUGCUCUUCUCCUUUGUCAGAUUCUGGAUUUCUGCAAACACCACAGGAUCAUACCUAUUAUUAUUAUUAUUAUUCCUUCCCAUUCACACCCUUUCCUUCCAUCCUUGUGGAGAGAGCAUAUGCUGUCAGCCCCCAUAAGGAGUCUUGAACUUCAAGAGCUAAUUUCUCACUGGAGCAAAAUGUGAAUAGUUUUUUUUCUUCUUUCUUUCUCUCUCACCUGCAGGAUCUGGGAGACUCCACUCCUCCUGGCUGCCAAGGAGAACAAUGUCCAGCUUAUCAGGAAAUUGAUCUCGGAUGGUUCCUGUGACGUUUUGCAAAGAGGUACUUAUCCUAGGGGAUGUGGGUGGCGCUGUGGGUUAAACCACAGAGGCUGGGGCUUGCCGAUCAGAAGGUCGGCGGUUCGAAUCCCCGCGACGGGGUGAGCUCCUGUUGCUCGGUCCCUGCUCCUGCCAACCUACCUAGCAGUUCGAAAGCACAUUAAAGUGCAAGUAGAUAAAUAGGUACCGCUCCGGCGGGAAGGUAAACGGCGUUUUUGUGCACUGCUCUGUUUGCCAGAAGUGGCUUAGUCAUGCUGGCCACAUGACCCGGAAGCUGUAUGCCGGCUCCCUUGGCCAAUAAAGUGAGAUGAGCGCCACAACCCCAGAGUCGGUCACGACUGGACCUAAUGGUCAGGGGUCCCUUUAUCUUUACCUUUGCUUAUCCUAGACCCCUACCAAUGAGAGCAGCGCAUGGUCCACUGAAGAGCCACAUUAAACUAAAUUGCCUUGACCUAUCAUAGAAUCAAAUAAUUUUAGAGUUGGAAGGGACCAUGAGGGUCAUCUAGUCCAAGCACCUGCAAUGUUUUAGCUUUGGUUCUGCCCAAUGGAAUUGGUACUGCAGCCUAGUUUGUACUAUCUAGGCUGGUGUCCUAAGGCUUCUCAAAUACCCCAUAUCACUUGGGUACAUUCCUUAUCUUUAUUUAUAGUUACAAGCCAUACUAGAGGGAUAGGGGAAGCAGCCUCCCCUUUUUUGGUCACAUGGCCACCACGUUCACAAAGUGAGGGUCAGAGAGUCUAAUUCUCACAACAAAAGGGGACAUAUGUGCGGGGGGGAACUGAACCGUCCCUUGUCCCCUGCCUGUCACAAACGAGACGUAGCCAAUGUGGUGCCCUCCAAAUGAUACUGGAUUACAGCUCCAGAAAGCAUGGCCAAAGGUCAUGGAUGAUGGAAGUUGUAGUCCAAAAGGGCAAGGAUGAUGGAAGUUGUAGUCCAACAACAUCUUGAUGAACACCACAUUGACUAUCCCAGACUUACAGACACUCUUCUUUCUUCACACCUCUACCAGAGUUUGAGUUGGGAGAAAAGUGUCUGAAACAAUGGAAAUUGAGGAGGGGAGCAUGUAACUUUGCUCACUCACUCUCUCAACAUGUCCCCUUUUCACUAUAAAAAUAGAACUUUUCAUCCACCCAGGGGCUUAAAUGUGAACAAGUCAGGCACCUGGAUGCAUAGAUGUCUAGCUCGGCUCCAAGUGCAGUUCAGUCUUAGGUGACCUUUGUGUUUCCCUCGUCCUAUGCAGGAGCGGUGGGAGAGACAGCCCUGCACAUAGCUGCUCUCUACGAUAACACGGAAGCUGCAAAGGUGCUCCUGGAGCUGGCUCCAGAACUGAUUAAUGAAAAGAUGACGUCAGAACUCUAUGAAGGUAAUUGCUGUCAAAAUGCAGAUUGCAAUUCGCAUAGAAAAAGAUGAGCAGUUAUAAUAUUUGCAAACUCGUAUCAUAAUGCGAAACGGAUAAUAACAGAUAAAAUGCAUGUAUGACAAUGAGUGGAAGUUUGUCCUUUUGCUUUUGCAAUAGCUGAUAAAGGGUAGUGCAGAAGAAGUGCAGCGGAAAUGGUUUUAGAGAGAGAUGGAAAUCCCAAAUACAGGAUUCAAAAGAUGUGGGUCAUUAUUUUUCUCAUUAAAUAAAUCCUCUGAAGCAUGGGGUGGAAUUCAGUGCUGUGCACUUCCAAUUGUUCUGUUUGUGAAAGCAUUACAGCUCACCAGAUGGAAGGAUCUCCCUCUCUGCUCCACCCCAUGUGUUGAUCCAAGGGGUUCUCUUAACUCCUCAAGCAAAUUUGGGGGAUUCAGGAGGGGGGGAAGCCCCCUUGCACAAAUGCAAUUCCUUUAGUAGGCGUCUGUUGAUGGGGCUGGUUAGGUGAAACUUACCCAUGUUGUUUUUUAACGGCUCCGAAAAACAAAAUGUUGCUCUCAAGUCUGCUAGCAUUUGGCAGAGUAACACUCCCAAAGGAUCGGUACAGAGAAUGUCUUGGUGCGAGUCUUUAAUGGAAGGUUUGCUUUGUUUGUUUAAUGUGAAUUGCAGGACAAACACCUCUCCACAUUGCAGCGAUCAAUCAGAAUAUAAACCUCGUGAAAUGUCUGGUCAAGAAAGGGGCUCACAUCUCCACUCCUCGAGCUACGGGACUCUUCUUCAGGCGCAACCCCAAAAGCCUCUUCUACUUUGGUAUGAUUUGCAUCGGCCGCUCCAGAGAACGGGAUUGCUUCUGGUAGCUGGUAGAAAUGUUGGGCCCCACAAGGUUUAGCAGAGCUUUCCAAAUUCCGUGUCUUGACACGUUCAUGUGUUGCGCGAACACUCCCCACGCUCCUCCCAGGGCCGGAAACCUCUGGUUUGCUAGUAAAACAAGGAUGGCCACUGAAUCUGUCCUGGAAGAGUGUUCCUGGAAGAGUGUUCCACAUUCAGACCAGCAGCACUGAAUGUCCAACUCCUAGUGGAGAUCAGUCGGGCUUCUGUAAUGUGGGGGACAAUUUGGUGCCUCUGUUCAAAACCAGCACCCCAAGCAAGUUCAGACAGCGGCUCUGCCCUUCACAUCUAGAAUUGCCAUUUAGCAACAAGCAAUAUAUUUCCUAUGGGAUGCAGGUGGCACUGUGGGUUAAACCAUAGAACCUAGGACUUGCUGAUCAGAAGGUCAGCAGUUCACAUCCCUGCAACGGGGUGAGCUCCCGUUGCUCGGUCCCUGCUCGUGCCAACCUAGCAGUUCGAAAGCAUGUCAAAGUGCAAGUAGAUAAAUAGGUACUGCUCCAGCAGGAAGGUAAACGGUGUUUCCAUGCGCUGCUCUGGUUCACCAGAAGCGGCUUAGUCAUGCUGGCCACAUGACCGGAAGCUGUACGCUGGCUCCCUUGGCCAAUAAAGCAAGAUGAGCGCCGCAACCCCAGAGUCGGUCACGACUGGACCUAAUGGUCAGGGGUCCCUUUACCUUUACCUUUAAUAUAUUUCCUAGUAAUGUUGAGUGCGACAUCUAUGGCUGUAAUAAUGCCCAAUUCAUACAGACAAGUCACCAAGUGAUAAGACAAAACACCCUUGACACCAGCUGCAUUGAAUAAGAAAGAAAGAAAGAAAGAAAGAAAGAAAGAAAGAAAGAAAGAAAGACAACACUGUCCCAGACAUAAAAACCACCUUGUUCUAGACAAAAUUCUCUUCCAACCCCAAUUACAAAUGGCAUGACAAUUUAAAUCUCAGCCUGAUACCUCCCCGACCCACACCUCCAGUGAUCUGCUUUGUUGAGAUACGGAUUUACCCCCUUCAUGCUGCUAGAUAGAACCAUUACAGAUGCAUAAAUGUCCCACAGCAGGCACAAUCUUAGAAGAGGCAUUCUCUGCAUGAAAAAGGAGGAAUAUCUCUUCUAAGAAGGCAGCCAUCACCUACAGCUUUUGUAACCACCUGUAUCUUCUUUGUGAUUAAUCAGGGGGCACCUUAUUAAUGAAUGAAAAAAUUAGUCUAACCAGACUUUGCCAACUUGGUGCCUUCCAGAUGUUUUGGACCACAACUCCCAUCAUCCCCAGCCAUCAGGUGCUCCUGAGGAUGAUGGGAACUGUAGUCAAAACAUCUGGAGGCCACCAGGUUGUCAGACGCUGGUUCAACCAAUGAGCCAGCCAAAUGUUGUAGCCUUAAUUACUAAACUUCAGAGAAAUAUCCCCUCCCCCUCCAAAUCCUUGGGUCUUGUUUUAAUCCUGUUUUGUCCCUUGUAUUCCUCUUCAGGGGAGCAUAUUUUAUCCUUUGCUGCCUGCACAGGAAAUGAGGAAAUUGUGAGCUUCUUGGUGGAAAAUGGAGCCGAUAUAAGGGCACAAGAUUCUCUAGGUAAGAGGCCUGCAGUCAGGAAAAUUAAUUUCUUCUUUGUAGUAAAAUGGGGCAAAUAUUUUUUUCUGGGUUGAUCAUGGUAGAAGCCGUUGAGUUAAAAUUUGAGGUGGAAGACAUCUAAUUAAAUAUCAUCUUGCUGCAAACGUACCCAUAAGCCGGACAAAUCACACCUGCACCAUUCCUUGUCUAAGAAAGAGGGUUGUUAUUAGAUUAAGACAUGCAUUGCUAUAAUGAUUGCAUGCUUUUAACUGAUUCAUGGAUCAGGCAAUUAUAUUUACAUACCAGCCCCUCAAUACUAAUUAGCCUUAAGCUGAUUAAACAAUCUAUGACCUUUUAAACUGUGUGUGGGGGUAUUGUUUUCGUUUGUUACUAUGUUCUGUAUUUUUGUGUUUUAAUAUUGUAAACCGCCCUGUGAGUCUUGGAUGAAGGGCAGAAUAGAAAUGUAAUUAAAUAAAUAAAAUAAAGCAGCAUAUCACAAAAGUGUUCAUAUACUGAGGGGGUGGUAAUUUUAUAUGUGUAUAUUUGCCCGAUCAAUGAACCAAUUACACGUGUGGGACAAAUGACCAAUAGCCCAUUAUUAGACAAAGGAUGAUACAGGUGCAAUUUAUCUUGUUUAUGAAGUGGGUUUUUCUUUACAAUUUUAAUUCUAGUUUCUAUUCUUUCUUAAAAAGGACAUUUUUAAUGCGUUAUUUUUCAUUGCCUGGGACAUACCACAGCUGAAAUAGCCUCAAAAAAAUGCCAGGUGGUGCUCAGCCACAAUCUUUAAAAUUGUCCUCAUCAGUUUAACAUUGAUUUAAUCAAAUACUUCCAUUGGUUUAAAUAUACUGAUCACAUCUGAGCAGAGCUUUACCAAAUAAUCUGAUAUUCGCGCAGUAAUCAUUGCCACUCAACUGCUGUGUUUUAUAACUUCGGUUCCCUGAAUAUGGUUCUCUUAUGCUGUUUCCAUUUCAGGUAACACUGUUCUUCAUGUCCUAGUACUUCAACCCAACAGAACCUUUGCCUGCCAGAUGUACAGUCUGCUGCUUGCCUACGACAAACGAGAGGCUGGCCUGGGACCUUUCGACUUGAUCCAAAACCACGAAGGCCUCACUCCAUUCAAACUGGCUGGAGUCGAGGGCAACACUGUGGUGAGCACACAGUCCAACUAAUCAAUGUAGGAGACACCUUGAAGGGGGAAAAAAGUUCUUUUAAAGCAAUGGAAUUUCAAACUUGUGGGCACAUGUAGAAAAAUUAUUUGCACAACCAAUAAAUUCUAGUGAUUUGCAGAUCGCCAUUCCUACCUCACUCCAGUUUGCAAAACUGGAUUGGUAAACAAGAUCAUUGCCGAAACAACUAUUCUGAAAUGUGUACAAUAGAUUAAUUAUGCACGAGGCUUGGCCUACAGGUUUGCUCAUGCCCAAUUAGGUGAACAAGUACAAAAAUUUCAAAGGUAGCUGUGUUUCAUCAGUUCAAAUAUUUCAGGAAGUGCAAAUUAAGUAGGUUUUGGCUUCAGGGACUUCCGGGUCAGCGCCAUCGGUGAAUGGCGGAGUUCCUCCGACCGGAGGAACGGGCUCCGUGGAAACUGGGUCUUCCCACCGCGGCGAAGGUGGGGACCCGCUAGAAAUCCCAGGCGGAGGAAGCCUGGGAACGUGGGGUUCGGCAGGGCACCAGGAGCGCCCCCCCUACUCACCGGGAACCCCAUUUUGGGGCGCCGGAGCAAAGUGGGGUGAGUGGCGCGGUGCUGCGAACUGACUGCUAUUUUCACGGAGUGAAGCCGCAUAGCCAUUGCCGGAGAGCGCUGACUUUUUCCUGUGGACAAUUGGAUUUAAAACAAGUACCCGUGAGUAGAAACGGAAAAUUGGAUUAAGAAAUAUCUCAAUUUGGCAUCGAAGCGGGAAGGUUCAAAACAGGAAGUCCGCCUUCCGCUUUUUGUAUAUAGACUAAAGCAAAAACUUUGUAAGCUAAAGCCUGGAAAGCUGUUUAAAAAGUCUAAAUUUCCUUCAUUCAGAAUUACUGAAACCCCCUUGGAAGCAGGAGAAAAGGGGGGGGGACUUUGUUCAACCCUAGCAGGAGAGGGAGUGAAGAAGGAUAAGUUUCCACCGUCUCUAACCUGGGAACGGGGUGUCAGAGACAGAAAUUGUUGGAGAGGUUCAUCGACUGUGAAUGGAACACUUUGACAGAUAGCUAAAGAAGAGAAACAAACUGAUUCCAAUGUUGCCUUUUGCAUUCUAAAGAAACAAAAUAUCUGAAAAAUAUCUGAAAAAUGAAAGUAAUUUUCCUUUGUUGAACUUGCCUUUAAAAAAAAAGGAAACAAAUAGAAAUUGUCUCCUCUAGAGGGAGCUUGUUAAAUUGUUGCUGCAGUAUACUUGAGGACUCAACAGCUGUGAGAUUAAGAUCGUGGGACCAGUCUCUUCUGACCUUGACUAAAGAUGAGCUGGGAGGAAGAUUGGGUGCUUGCUCUAUGCAAGACAAGUGCCUUGCUGGAACAGAUGCACGAGAAGAUGGAUUUGAUGAAUGAGAAAAUGGAUUUGAUGACUGUUGUGGUUAAUAAUUGUGGACAAACAGGGAACAUUGAUACAGAAAUCAUUCAGGAACCAACUCAUGAACCUGUACUGUCUGGGCAAGUGCAGAAGAUAAUGGAGGAGGAUGCGGUUGCACUUCAAAUAAUACAAAUGGAGAGACCCGAGGCCCUACAGGAGCAUAAGCUGCUGUCAUUGAAGAUAGAAGUUGGAGUGGGCCAGGGGGAGUUUGGAGCUGAGGAGGUUCCUAACUUUGGAGAGACCUGGAAAUAUACUUUUAAAUACUUUUUGGACUAUAGUGAUGACUGUGGGGAGUGGGUCUGUGGGGUAUGGGCGGGUUUGAUGAAGAGAGAUGGAGAUAAUUUUGGGUUGGAAUUCCCCAGAGACCUACUCCUCAAUGAGAAAGGAAAGAAAUUAAGAAAGAGACCAACAAAAGACAAGGAAAAGGGCAAGUAUAAACAAGAAGAAGAAGAACUGCAGAAGGGACAUGGAAGAGACUUAAGGGCCUCGGACAUAAGGCUUCCAGGUUGAUGGACUAGAUGGAAUAGACAGUAAGGACUGACACGAUCCGAGACCAGGAAGAAGAGACGUUGGAUGAAGAUUGGAAAAAAUUAUAAAUAAAAACUUUCUAUUUGGGGAAUUAGCUUAAAAUUAAUGAAUAUUAAGGAAAAUGUUGGAAUGAAACUAUAUGACUCUAGCAGAAAUGAUAUCAGGAGUUAUGUAUAUUUGAAAACUAAGAUUUAAGCUUUAAGGUAUUUUAGGGUAAGAUAAGGUUAAAUAAACUAAGGUAAUUUGAAUAACAGAAUAUGGGGAAAGAUGGAAAGGAUUUGUUGAGCUAAUUAUUAGGUUAAAUUGUUAAGAUAAAUUUUGCAACAAAAAUUGAGAAAGAUGGAAGGAAUUUGCUGAAAUAACUAGUUGAACUGGAAUGCAAGAAGGGAGGCGUGAGGAGGUCAAUGAAACAAGCAAAUGGAAGUUAUAGAUAAGUAAUUUGGGAUUUGUGGUUUUUUUCCUGUUUUCCUUUUUUCUUUUUAUCUUUUUGCUGUACUGUUGUACUGGUUUUUGCGUUUUCUUUUUUCUCUUUUUUAUGUAUUAUUGUGUUGUUUUUUAUUUUUUUUAUUAUUAUUUUCUAUAAUUCUGAAACUACUAAUAAAUAUUAUUAUUUUUUUAAAAAAUAAUUAAGUAGGUUUUGGGGUCAAUGAAUUUUCACCCAAAUGACAACAAUAAGCUCUGCCUUCCAACCCAAACAGUCCAGCACCAAGUCUUGGAUUUUCUGUAACCCUUGCUGUCUUUCUUCAGAUGUUCCAGCACCUUAUGCAGAAGCGGAAGCAUGUGAUGUGGUCCUUUGGGCCCAUUAACAACAUUUUCUACGACUUAACGGAAAUAGACUCCUGGAACGAAGACCAGCCUUUUCUAGAGCUUAUUGUCUCAACCAAGAGAAGAGAGGUACUGUGGAGCUCAGAUACUUUUUUUUUUUUGGUCUUUAUGGAAAAGAGGACUUGUGCUGGUAUUAUGGGAGGAGCAAUCUGAGUGGUCCUUAUGCCAGCUGUUCGUACAAUCCACAAUGUUUAGGACUUCCUUGGCCAGCUGAUGAAAGGAAGAAGGAGAAAAAGUGGUGGGAUUCCAGAACAGGAUUUGCAUCAUGGACUUCAACUUUGUGGGACAGAGUGAGAGAAUGCAGCCUUGCACUGCAAAUACACAAACUGUCCGUUGGAACAUUGCUGAAGCUGCAGGUGACAGUGUAGCUUUCCAGGCUAAAUGGUCUGUGCGCUUUUCUGUUUUCUCAGUGAAAUUAAUUAGGCUGUAAUAUGCACAAUAUUGGCUACCAAAGCAUUACAAGGUUUGAGCAGUUUGUAUUGAUGGAGAUGUUCUUUUAACGUCCAGAAAUACCAACUUGGGAAAGGACAGAAUUAUGCGUUACCGGCAUGCAGAGCUCUUUAAUAUAUAUAUAUAUUUCUGAAUUUCAAAAGUUUACAAAUCAAUACAUACAGUGGUACCUUGGUUCUCGAACUUAAUCUGUUCUGGAAGUCCAUUUGACUCCCGAAACCAUUCGAAAACCAAGGCGCAGCUACCGAUUGAUUGCAGGAGCUUCCUGCACUCAGUCAGAAGCUGCAUCAGACAUUCAUCUUCCCAAAAACAUUCACAAGCAGGAACACACACUUCUGGGUUUGCAGCGUUCAGGAGCCAAGCCAUUCAGGAACCAAGGUACCACUGUACUUUCCAGAUACACGUUCAUUUCACAUUCGACUUCCCCUCGUCCCCCUCCAUGGUUUCCCCCAUAAUUUCUAAAAUUGCUGCAUAUUAUUAAUAUUCUGUACCUUACCUUUUCCACACUGCUGCUCUUCAUUCAAAUCCUACAUGUGUUUUUACAUGUUCACAACAAUUCUUUAAAUAUUCCUCAAAAGGUUUCCACUCCUCCUUAAAGUCUGCCUCUUCUUGAUCUCUUAAUUUCCAUAGUUAAAUUUGCCAAUUCGGCAUGGCAUGCAGAGCUCUUUUCCAAACAGAUAGGCAUGCGUCCUUGCUUUACGUUGCUUUUCCUCUCAGAACAGAAUUCUAGAGAUAUCGUAGCAAAGUUCAGUGCUUUAUUCAAGUCAAAAGAAAAAAAAAUCUGUCUCAAGUACCUCUAAGAAUUACAGGAGUAGCCUCUGCACAGUAGCCUUCAGCCUGUACCAAGCUGGCCCUGUGUCCCCUAUUGUCUUCCAGCCUUCAUUAGGAAGGGAAGGGAAUGGCAGUUGUGUAUUCUGGGGCUUUGCAAUCUAUCUCAAAGUGUAAGUUGCAUUGUGGAAUAUUCUUAAAGAUCCAAGAAGCUGCCUGAAAUGCUCGCAUUACUAAUUGCAGUGGAUUCGGUGGGAUAAUGAAGCCUUAAUGCACACACAUCUAGCCUCAUGAAACUUGGCCAAGUUAGCGUCCUUGGUCCUUUAUUUUCCUGUUUGUUUUCCUCCUCCCACUGCAAACUGCUUCUACCCCUCUGGCCUCCUAAGAACCCCACUACAUACUGCAACCUUUCUUUUUCCCCAGGAUGCCCAUCAUUCAGUAUAGGCUGUUGGGAAGCUGCAACAGGGCUAGGGUGGCUGCUAGGGCUAGACUGUCACUUUUCAUAUGAUCCAGAAUCUUCCCAUGAGUAAAAUUCAGAAGCAGAAGCACAGGUUUGGUCAGAGGCAGUGCCUUGGAUUUGGCCUCUGAGCCUGAAAACACAGUAAUAACAAGGACUCCUAAGCUGCAAAGCUAUUGAGAAUUAUUCUGAAGCCUUGGCCAUUGAUUUACUGAAAACCCCAUUUGAAAAAAGUGUGUGUGUGUGUGUGUGUGUGUGUCUGUGUGUGUGUCUGUAUAUAUAUGUAUAUGUAUAUGUGUGUGUAUAUAUAUAUAUAUAUAUAUAUAUAUAUAUAUAAUAACCGUUGCAAACAGCAACUGCUUAAGACUACAGCUCAGUGAUACAGUACAUGCUUUGUAGUCCAAAUUUUCCAGGUUUGAACUCUGGCAACGCACCUCUCUUGCCCCUGAAAAACAAAUGGUUUGCCUGUUAAGACUUUGCAAACCCUGCUGUGAAAGUUCCAUAUGCUGUUUGGCAGUCUUCCCAUUAAAUUCUAUGGCUUGUUUAUUACAUGGGAAAUACUCCUCGCACAAUAGGCCUGUUAAAUGGCUUUGUGGCAGCAGCUGUUAUCAACCAGCUCGCCUGUAUGAUUUGGGACAUUUGACGUCACCGUACCUUAGUUUCUUUUUUUGACCUCUUUGCACUAUCAUAAACAUGAAAUGGCACUAUGGAAGGUGGCUGGAAGCACAUUCACAUAUGCAGCCUUGGUCUUUGACUACACCCAACACUGCAGCAUGCCGCUCUGGCUUGCACAAUGUCGUCCUUCUUUCCCUUUCUUUUUCAUUAUAGGUUUGUUUCAGAUCUCCUAUGCAUUUAGAGCUAUAACUAGCCCUAGAGAGUACCGUAUUUUUUGCUCUAUAAGACUCACUUUUUCCCUCCUAAAAAGUAAGGGGAAAUGUGUGUGCAUCUUAUGGAGCGAAUGCAGGCUGCGCAGCUAUCCCAGAAGCCAGAACAGCAAGAGAGAUCGCUGCUUUUGCUGCGCAGGAAUCCCUCUUGUUGUUCUGGCUUCUGAGAUUCAGAAUAUUUUUUUUCUUGUUUUCCUCCUCCAAAAACUAGGUGCGUCUUAUGAUCUGGUGCGUCUUAUAGAGCAAAAAUACAGUAAUUAACGCCCCCAUGCACCCUCUGCUGCUUCAUACUUCAUUUAUAGGUUUUGCCUCUGAGCAUAAAUUACAAAUCCUAGAUACCACCCAUGGGUAAGCGUCGGCCUGUACUGUAUACACAUCAGCACAAUUUCAUGUUUUAACAGUAAACUGGAGUCCCUGCCACAUGAUUUUGGACUUUGUUUCCCUGUUUAAUCCCUGGAAACGGUAUAAAUCCAGAUUAAAUGGUGGAAAUGAUAUGGCAUGGCAUUUUGAUAAGGAUGAUGUCCUGUGGAAGCUGCACAAAACAUGUCCGGUAUCCACCAACAAAGGGAUACUGAGCUUGUGCAUAGGAUAUGGCCAAUUGGACUGAUGGUUUUGCACAAAACGUGCUUGGAUUAGCAACACUUAGCAGUAAACGGCCAUGUGGAAGUGCCUGCUUCCACCAUCCCUCUCUCCCAUCUGCCUGCCCCUGUCCUAGGUUGCCUCUCUUUUAUUAAAUUAAUUUCUCAUGGCAAGGUAGCAGAUCUCUUGCAAGCACCAACACAUAACAAAGGUAUUAUCUGGCAUUCCCAUUGAAGUAUGUGUCGUACAGCUCUUUGGGCCUAUCUAUUAAUGACAUCAGUUGCUAGCAGAAGUCACGAGACGCUAUAAUCCCAUUUUCCACAUUGUUCUGUAAACAUUUUCCACUUUCCCUCCCCUGUUCUACCUUUUUGGCACCUAUAUUAUUGUAAAUCUUGGGUGGCGGUUUCAGAUAAGCAAAGUUGCAUUUAUGCUGGCUGUUAAAACUCCAAUAAAAAAAGAUUGCCUUCGCAGCCUGGUGAGCAAACUUCCCCACCUCUGUGUUCCAUCCUCCCUUUUAUUGCUAACUUUAUGCGCCUUCUGUUCACAGCAACAUGUUUGCUAUUGAAGGCCUCUUUUCCCUGGAUGAGAAACCUGUGGCCUUCCAGAUGUUGUUGCGUUCCAGCUCCCUUCGACCCCAGCCAGCAAUUCUAAUGCUUAGGGAUGGUGGGAUUUGGAGGCUAGCAACAUCCAGAGGACCACAGGCUCCCUAGCCCUGACCUAUGACCCUUUAACUCCCCCCCACCUUUUUAAAAAUCCCUUGCCACUCUUGUUCACUUUCUUGGCCCACCAGGAAAUGUCGUAAUAUGUCUACUUAGGGUUCCUUUCAGCAGGGAAUGGUGACUUAAGAUAUAAAGCUAAAUCCUUCAAAGAAGAGGCAGAAUUUGAGUGUUGCGAAGGGCAAAGAAUAACGCAAUCUAGGUGUUGUGGCAGAGAGCUUCCCCUUUAAGCAGAAAAAGGCAGAGCUCUUCAUAUCUGCGCCCCCCACCUCUACCUACAGCCAUCUAAUCUGCUCUCUGUUACACCAGGACAUAUACACACAACCACUCAAGACUAGGGAUGGAAUGAACUGUCCAUUUAAAUCUUCCUAGUUUCUCAUUUGCCCAAGCUAAAAUUCAGUUUUCUUAUGUUUUGCAGCAGUUUGAAAAUCAUCAGAGUUUUAGGGUGAAUUUCUCCUAAUAAACGCAUUUCUAUAUGCAGUUUUGACUUGUGUACACCUUUUUGCAAGCUAUUUCCCCUGAGUGAAUGCAUUUUUUGUAUGUUAACUUCCACUAGCGUCUUAAUUUUUUUAAUGUCCCCCUGAUGCAUGCAUUUUUGUAAACAACUGUCGCUUGGAGAACUCCAUCACAAAAUUCAGAUCAGUGUGGAAUUCCAAAGACUGUUUGUACGUUGUUUCAGAAAGUACAGAUCUGAGAGAUUCAGCUUUAAAUGUGAACUGAAUCAUAUUUCUCCUCCAUCCCUGUUCACGACAGAUAAGCAGUCUAACCCUUUUGUUCAGCCCUUUGGAAAGCAGCCCUGCCAAAUGUUUGCAGAGAUCUGCACUCAUUCUCCUCUAAGAAUUCGCCCUCACUUGGGAUGGAAAGGAGAGAGAGAGAAGGAGAGAGAGAGAGCUUUGUGGAGAUACAUUUUUUGUAGAAAUGUGUUUUUUCCAUCCUCCCUUCAAACUGUGUCCCAGUAAGAAAUGUCUUUUGGAGCUAAACUCAAUCUCUGCUUCUUCCCAACAGGCUCGUCGCAUCCUAGACAUCACUCCAGUUAAGGAGCUUGUGAGUCUGAAGUGGAACACUUACGGGCGCCCAUACUUCUGCUUCCUGGCAUUAUUUUAUGUCCUGUACAUUAUCUGCUUCACCAUGUCCUGCAUUUACAGACCUCUGAAAUCACGGUCAGAAAAUCAAACAGAUGAGCGGGAUAUGACCAUUGCCGUGCAGAAAACGCUGCAGGUGUGUAUGUAUGUGGUUCCCUCUGUUAAAAUUCAAUUAUUUUUGUUAAUAGCCUCUUAUAUAAAUAAACAGGCCUGUUCUAUUGGUCCACGUUUCUCAGUGAAUCCAUGCAUGCUGCAAAACGAGGCAGGAACAAAUAGUAAAACCCUAAAAGAAUUAAAAGGGCUUUAUACCAUUUAAGAUUGCAGGUGAGGAAAGCCGUAUCUCACUUUUGAAAACAUCCAUACUUAAAAUAAAGGGACGCGGGUGGCGCUGUGGUCUAAACCACUGAGCCUAGGACUUGCCGAUCGGAAGGUUGGCGGUUCAAAUCCCCGCGACGGGGUGAGCUCCCGUUGCUGUGUCCCAGCUCCUGCCAAGCUAGCAGUUUGAAAGCACGUCAAAGUGCAAGUAGAUAAAUAGGUACCACUCCAGCAGGAAGGUAAAUGGCAUUUCCAUGUGCUGCUCUGGUUUCACCAGAAGUGGCUUAGUCAUGCUGGCCACAUAACCCGGAAAAACUGUCUGCGGACAAAUGUCAAGCACCGCAACCCCAGAGACAUUCGCAAGUGGACUUAACUGUCAGGGGUCCUUGACCUUUUAAUACUUAAAAUAACUACCAUAGCAGAGACACAGCUAGGCUGGAACCUUUCUCCCUGAAGUUCCACAUUUUGAAAAAUUGCAUCUCCCCACCUGGAGCCUGAAAUGGCAGCAAUCCACUCUUCCAUCUCAGGAAGUUUAUUGCCUUGUCUUGCAUCUAUCGCCAUAGGAAGAAUUUGGAGAUGGCAAAGAGAUAAUCCAGGAAACCUGGGUGCAUUCCAGCUAUGUAUUUAUCCAUGUAAAAGUUUAUUGGCUGUGGUCUUUUUAAAGUUAUUAAUUGUGCCUGCAAAGUGCAAAGUAAACAACGUUUAUGAACUUUCAAAGCUGAAACAAGAACAGAAAGAAAACAGAAGAAUAUGAAUACAAAGCAAUGUAAAAAACAAAACCCUAUUUUUUUAAAGAUGCCUAGAAGCAAUGGGGGGAAAUCAAGGGUUGAGCCUUUCCAAGUUCAAUGUGUCGCUUUUUCAGGGCUUUCUCAUCUCCUUAUUCGUUCACUAACCAGUUGUCCUUUCUUCUCUGUUUUUAGGAGUCCUAUCAGACAUAUGAAGAUCAUCUCAGGCUGGUGGGGGAGCUGAUCACUGUGAUAGGAGCCAUGGCAAUUUUGCUCCUCGAGGUGAGGAAAACCAGCAACAGCUAUUGUUCAAACGAAACCAAAACCAGUCCACGAGCUCCCUCUUCCAUUUGGGUCGGCACUGAACUGUUGUGCUUCAAUAGAGCAUAUCUAGAUUACAAAAUUUUGAAACCAGUUCAGUUGUCAACACUUCCUCCAGAAAAACAUGGGCCCUGUAGUUUGGCCCAAGCACUUCCAACUGCUAGCAAACAACAGUGCAAACUAUGCAUGACUUGAUUACUAUAAUCAGCAGCUACCUAUCUUGCAGACUGAAAGAAGGCAAUCCAACUUGUUGUUGAUUUUAUGCACUGAGUCAAAUAUAGUUUGUGGUAUUUAUGCCAUUUAUGUUUGGAAGUGUUUGGCCAAUACACCCCAAAUUUCUAGAGUAGAUUCUACCUUGCCACUACUAUCCAUGUGAUCUAUGCUUGACUUUAUUCAAUAGACUCGGGGAAGCUUAUAUUUUAAAAUUACUUAUUUUGGGGACUAUAUCACUUCCACAACAGAUCUUAAUCUCCUCCCUAACACACUUUGACCCUUAAACUGGUACCUAGGAUACGGAAAAGCCCAAGGUGUUGUUGUUGUUGUUGUUGUUGUUGUUGUUGUUGUUAUAUACCACCAUUUACCAAAAGAUCCCAGGACGUUGUACAACAUUAAGAACACAUUUUAUGGAGCAUAAUAAUAAUUACAUAAUAUAAAGCAUAAUAAUAGGCAGCAUAAUAAAAAAGUAAUCAUAAUGAGGGUAGGCUGCUGGGCUGGACCAAAUGGCUAUGAGGGCACAAGUAGCUCCAGCUCUGGGUGAAAAACAGCUGUUCCUUUCUAACUGGUGCAAUUGUUUCAGAUUCCAGAUAUUCUAAGAGUUGGAGCCACUAAGUAUUUUGGACGAACCAUCCUGGGAGGACCUUUCCACAUCAUCAUGUGAGUCUCUACAUCUCCAAAACUCAUUAAAAACCCUCCUUUACUAACCUGCUCUCUGUCUCUUAUUCCCCAUCAUCCCACCCCUUUUAUGGGCUUCUUCUAUCCCAGAUCUCUUUCUUUGGAAAUCUCUCUGAGAGUCGCAACUAAUAUUUUCUGCUUGAAGUCAAAAUGUGAGUGAAUUAGUCAGUUUUAUUCCUCAGCUGGUAGUUCUGAGGAAUUUUGGGAGAAUCUAGUGAGAAUCUAGUCUCUCAAGAGGAUGCAGCGAUAGCCUCUAGGUUGUUCCCUGGGUUUUUCCUAGAGUAAAAUCUACCUCCAUUCUUUCCCCUCUAUCUUUUCACGCUACAAGAGGAUCUGUCCUGGAGUGUUAACACAAGGGGGCUUGUGAAGAAGGCGCAGCAGAGACUGUACUUUUUGAGAAUACUAAGGAAAAACCAUCUUCCGCAGAAACUGCUGCUUGCCUUCUAUCACUGUGCCAUUGAGAGCGUGCUCACUUAUGGCUUAUGUGUGUGGUACGGAAGCUGUACUGCCCAGGACAGGAUGGGGUUGUGCAGGGUUGUUAAGGCAGCAGAGAGCAUUGUUGGCUGCCCACUCUCUACCUUAGAGCAGAUCUAUGCCACAAGGUGCCAUAGGAAGGCACUGGACAUAGUAAAAGAUCCAUCGCAUCCUGGUCACUGUCUCUUCGAGCUCUUGCCGUCAGGACGGAGAUACAGGACGAUGAAGACAAGAACGAGCCGUCUUAAGAACAGCUUCUUCUCCAGAGCGAUCUCGGCCCUGAAUGGGAAGCCCGGACUUUGAAAGUCAUCUAAUCUCCCUUGCUGUAUUAUACUGUAUUGAUUAAUUAGUGUUUUUAUGGAGCAGUCAAGUAAUUUCGUUGUCCCCGAAGGGGGCAAUGACAAUAAAGAUAUUAUUAUUAUUAUUAGAUCCCUCCCAAGCAGACGAAGGCUGCGUCAAGGGGGCGAACUCCUCCUCUGGGCCUGUCUGGCCCAUUGCUCAGCCAUGUGCACCAUUCUUCUUGAUCAAGAUGUCAGAGGGGGAGACUACCCCACAGGACUGGGAGUGUCCUGCCACUGUGUAGCAGGGCCAACCCCUGAUUCCUCUCUGUCUGAGUCUGCGCUCACAUUGUGACUCUCAGCUUCUAAGCCUUUCCUGGAAGGCUCUCCUUCUCCUGCCCCCUCUUGAUUGCUCAAUCCCCUGCUUCUAGCACCUCCCAGCUUGUCCCUUCUACAGACUGCUCUUCAGUGUUCCACCACCAGGAUCUGGGAUCUAAGUUGUCUUCUUCUGUGCCCUCCUUGGGGGGCUCUUGGAUGGGCGGCUCCCACCACUCUUCCUCAUCCAGCCAGUCCCUGACAGCGGGAUAACCACCUGUAGGUGUCCACAUUCCUGAUCGUACCAUUUCCUUUGCAGCAUCGUGUAUGCAUGUUUGAUCCUGGUGACCAUGGUAAUGCGACUCACAAGCACCGAUGGAGAGGUGGUACCCAUGUCCUGUGCCUUGGUUCUGGGCUGGUGCAACAUCAUGUAUUUCGCUCGAGGGUUUCAGAUGCUUGGCCCCUUCACAAUUAUGAUACAGAAGGUGAGGAAUGCCACCGACCUUGUUGCAAAUUCAGAUACAUCAAUUCAAGAUUCUGUCUCCCAUUUGCCUCCUAUCUAAACUUCCUUCCAGAAGAAUCUGUUGCGUAGAAAGGGCUAAAAUGGCUGGCCAUGGCAGGAAUAGACUCCAAAAGCAGGAGAAAAAUGCCUUAAAUGCCAACAGUAGUUUCCCCAAAGCCUCCUAAGAGUUGCCAUGCUGAAUCAGACUAAUGGCCUAUCUGUUCCAGCAAUUUGGAGCUGGCAGUUUGAGGAUAGCUACAGCCUGCAAAGGGACGCGGGUGGCGCUGUGGGUUAAACCACUGAGCCUAGGGCUUGCCGAUCCGAAGGUCGGCGGUUCGAAUCCCCGCGACGGGGUGAGCUCCCAUUGCUUGGUCCCUGCUCCUGCCAACCUAGCAGUUCGAAAGCAUGUCAAAGUGCAAGUAGAUAAAUAGGUACCACUCUGGCGGGAAGGUAAACAGCAUUUCCGUGCGCUGCUCUAGUUCGCCAGAAGCGGCUUAGUCAUGCUGGCCACAUGACCCAGAAGCUGUACACCGGCUCCCUCUGCCAAUAAAGCGAGAUGAGUGCCGCAACCCCAGAGUCGGUCACGACUGGACCUAAUGAUCAGGGGUCCCUUUACCUUUACCUUUACAGCCUGCGAACCUACCUAGUCUACCUUUAAUUGUCCAAACUAGAUAUUUAUUGGGUGGGAAAUAACUGUGCUGUGGACAGCUUGGAUUUCACAACAUCUCAUUUCUCUCCUUCCUUUAGAUGAUCUUUGGAGAUCUUAUACGCUUCUGUGGCCUAAUGGCGGUUGUGAUACUUGGCUUUGCAUCAGGUAAGACAGAAACGGAUGGGUGCAUUGAGUGGCCGUGGGGAUUCAUAUCAGUUUUUUCUAGGCAAGAAUGGAGCUCAGAGGAACUGAGCUUCCAAAGAUAGGGUCCCUGAAGGAAGAGGGACAGAGGCAGUGCUAGAUUAAGAAGAAGAGAUCUGCAGGAAGGAUGUAGUGGGGGAUGCAGAGAACUGAGUGGAAGGAGUGUGGAACUGAGCAAAGACCAAAGGAGGGGGAAAAAGCUGGAGUGGAACCUCACCCUGAGAGAGCAGGGAACUGUGUACUAUUGGCAUGGAGUCAACAGGCAAGGAAGCUAGGAAAGAGAAGCAAAAGACAUGGUGUUGAUGUGCCUUCAAUAGUGUAGGUUCAGUGACAGUAGAUGCAGCCCGUAAACUGGAAAGUACACAAUUUUGGAAAGUGCUGGUUUUGACCCAUAAAGCCUUAAACGGCUCAGAAGCACAAUACAUCAAGGACCACCUCUCUCCGUAUGGACCUACCCAGACCCUGAAAUCAUCCUCUGAGGUCCUUAUUCGUGUGCCUCCUCCAUGAGAAGCCAGGAAGGUGGUAACACAAGAAAGGGCCUUUUCUGCAGUGGCUCCCCGUUCAGAGAGGUUCACCUGGCACCAGGCCAAAAAACAUUCCUCUUUAACCAGGCCUUUGGCUGGUGUACAUCCGAUGCCCUUUUAAAGCGUGUUGUGGAAGGGGGGAUUACUGGGUUGUCUUUGUUUUUAUUAUGUAUUUUCUAUUUUUUGUAUUGUGAUUUUAUGCUGUGAACUGCUCUGAGAUCUAUGGGUACAGGGCAGUUAUUUAUUAUUAUUAUUAUUAUUAUUAUUAUUAUUAUUAUUACUGCUGCUGCUAUUGUUACUAAUAUUGUUAUUAUUAAUAGAAUGCACCCUGUGCCCUUUCCCUUGACAUCUUCUGUAGUUGACCAGCCCUCUUUAUGUCCUUCCUUCCUUUCUUCCUUCCGCCACCAGCCUUUUACAUCAUCUUCCAGACAGAGGACCCUAAUGGCGUGGGACAUUUCUACAACUACCCCAUGUCUCUCUUCAGCACCUUCGAACUGUUCCUGACCAUCAUUGACGGACCUGCCAACUACGAAGUGGACCUACCUUUCAUGUUCAGCGUGGUGUACUUUGCUUUUGCGAUCAUUGCCACUCUGCUCAUGCUGAACCUGCUUAUUGCCAUGAUGGGCGACACCCACUGGCGGGUGGCCAGCGAACGGGAUGAGCUUUGGAGAGCACAGGUUAGAACAUAAUGUGAGCAUGGCAGAGAUUCUAGUGGCACGAGAAUGAGAAGUGCUACAAAGGCCACCUCUGCUUGCUUAGCACAUGUCCAAAUUUACACUGGUUUCAGUCUGGUUUGAGUUCCAUGGCUCCCAGGCAAGGAAUGCUGGGAAUUCUGGUCCUGUAGACAGCCUGGGGAUUUCUGAACAAGAAUUCUCAGCACUUCAGUCUGCACUUGGUCAAAUUAUUUGAGGAAGGCCACAAUCAGGAGAGCCAACCUGCCCUGCUAUUGAAGGGGGCCGACAUCUGAUGUCAUGCACCACAUCCUGUGAUGCGCUGACGUGGCACACCAUGCCACCACUCAACAUUGAGGGGGCCCAGCCCCCUCCUUAAGAAUUUCAGGGGGGAGGCAAAGUGCCUCACAACCCCUCGGCUGGCACGCCUGCCCGGAGUCAUGAAACUGGCUUCCUGUAGAUUGAGUGUGUAAAAAUGGUAGCUAUUGAUAGUGUCUGCUGCUGCUUCUCUAGCUAUGAUCUAGAUGUUACCUUAUAGCCUUAUAUUACCUCAAAUAUCACUUCAUUAAUAUUUUUUUAAAAAAAUAGUUGUUCUCCAUUAUUAAUCUGAAUUGCAUCCAGUAAAGUUUAAAAUUCAGAUAAUCUGAAACAGAUUGAUUUCUGAAUACAAACCUGUCAAGUCGAAGGAUUGCCCCCUGACCUCCUGUUCUUCUUCAGGUUGUUGCCACUACAGUCAUGCUUGAGCGGAAACUCCCACGAUGCCUCUGGCCUCGCUCUGGCAUCUGUGGGCGAGAGUACGGACUAGGGGACAGGUGGUUUCUCAGGUGAGUCCCUUUUGUCUAGUGCUGUAUUUGCAUGCAGGAAUGAAUGAGUUUGAUGGCACAGCAAUUGCAGCUAUGUCUGUCUGUCUUUCUGUCUGUCUGUCAUCUGUCUAUCUAUCGUAUCGUCUAUAUAUCUGUCUGUCUGUCUAUCACAGACUUCCUCAACCUCGGCCCUCCAGAUGUUUUUGGCCUACAACUCCCAUGAUCCCUAGCUAGCAGGACCAGUGGUCAGGGAUGAUGGGAAUUGUAGUCUCAAAACAUCUGGAGGGCCGAGGUUGAGGAAGCCUGAUCUAUCAUCCAUCUAUCUAUCUAUCAUCUAUCUAUCUAUCUAUUCUCUGUCUUCUAUCUAAUGGCAAUAUAGGAAGCAGCUAAGUCAGACCAUUAAGUGACUUGCAGCUCUGUUGGUUAGAGCUUCCUGCUGAUAACACCAAGCUUGAGUCCUUAACCUCAUUGUUUCUAAUCCGCGCAGGGUGGAAGAACGUUUGGAUGCCAGCAAGCAGAAGAUGCUUCGCUAUGCAGAGGCCUUUAAGGGCCAAGACAAAGAGGAUCUGGACAAGUUAUCCGGGAAGCUAGAGCUGGACGAUCCUUUCCGGAAGGAACCGUCUCCAACCGUCUCGCGGAGCACAACCCAGAGUAGUUUCCACCGCGGUUGGCAAAUCCUGCGGAACAACACCUUCAGCCACCUACGCGGGGAAGUGAACCACGCCUUGGAAGAAGAGGUCUACCAUGUCUGA